AUGACCAUCCUCACGGGUCGCCCUCUCAACUGGGCCAUCACGGCCACGGCCGGAUCAGGUUUCUUGUUAUUCGGUUACGAUCAAGGUGUAAUGUCAGGUCUCCUCACCGGCUACGCCUUCACCCGGACGUUCCCCGAGAUCGACACCACCAACGGCGGCGGCGGCAGCUCAUCGCUGCAGGGCACCGUCGUAGCCAUCUACGAGAUUGGAUGCUUCUUCGGCGCCAUUUUUUGUCUGAUCUUUGGCGAGCGGCUUGGACGCCGCAAGUGCAUCAUGCUUGGCUGCAUCGUGCUGAGCAUCGGAGCCGCGUUGCAGGCCGCCUCUUUUGGAAUCCCUCAGUUGAUCGUCGGAAGAAUCGUAGCGGGUCUAGGCAAUGCUGUUUGGCACUCCGAGUUGAUGAAGGCCGAUAACCGAGGCAAGGGUCUCGCCAUCGAGCUCGCCAUCAACAUCUUUGGAGUGGCCCUCAGUUACUGGGUCGACUACGGCAUGAGCUACGUCGGAAACGACUCGCAGUUCCGCUUCCCCCUCGCCCUGCAGAUCCUCUUCGCCGUCGUCACCUUCCUCGGCGUCCUCGUCCUGCCCGAGUCCCCCCGUUGGCUCAUCGCCCACGACCGCCACGACGAAGCCCGCCACAUUCUGUGGGCCGUCGAGAAGGACGCCCACUCCAUCACCGAGAACGACCCCAAGCUGCAGGCCAACCUCGCCGAGAUUCAAGCCGCCAUCCGCGAGGAGCGCGAGGCCGCCAACACCGGAUCCUUCAAGAUGAUGUUCAAGAACGGCGACCAGAAGUUCUUCUACCGCACCAUGCUGGGUAUCGGCGGUCAGUUCAUGCAGCAGCUGUCCGGCAUCAACCUGAUCACCUACUACGCUCCCGUCAUCUUCCAGGAGUCCGUCGGCAUGUCGCACAACCUCUCCCUCCUCCUCGCCGGCUUCAACGGCAUCGCCUACUUCUUCUCCUCCCUCAUCCCCAUCUGGGUCAUCGACCGCCUCGGCCGCCGCAAGCUCAUGCUCUUCGCCGCCGCCGGCCAGUGCGCCUGCAUGGCCAUCCUCGCCGGCACCGUCUCCAACGGCAGCGUCCCCGCAGGCAUCGUCGCCAUCGUCAUGCUCUUCCUCUUCAACUUCUUCUUCGCCGUCGGCCUGCUCGCCAUCCCCUGGCUGCUGCCCGCCGAGUACGCCCCGCUGGCCAUCCGCACGCGCGCCGCCGCCCUCGCCACGGCCUCCAACUGGAUCUUCACCUUCCUCGUCGUCGAGAUCACGCCCGUCAGCAUCAACAGCAUCGGCUGGCGCACCUACGUCUACUUCUGCGUCUUCAACUUCUUCUUCAUCCCCCUCAUCUGGUUCUUCUACCCCGAGACGCAGAACCUCAGCCUCGAGCAGAUCGACCGUCUCUUCACCGGCGGAAAGGUGCAGCUGCACUGGAAGGCGAGCAUGGGCACCCCCGGCGAUGCGACGCACGGUGCUGUCGAGAAGGACUCCGAGUCUGGCUCUGGAGAGCUUCGUGUGGAGAACAAGGAAUUUGGCCAGUAG
Messenger RNA from Colletotrichum chrysophilum, 1527 nucleotides. RefSeq lists its product as uncharacterized. Gene Ontology annotation, molecular function: carbohydrate:proton symporter activity. Gene Ontology annotation, cellular component: membrane. Lineage: Eukaryota; Fungi; Ascomycota; Sordariomycetes; Glomerellales; Glomerellaceae. The transcript has 4 exons. The record is from RefSeq and is a predicted model, not a curated record. Gene Ontology annotation, biological process: carbohydrate transport; transmembrane transport. The coding region runs from base 1 to 1527 and encodes 508 amino acids.